CUAAAAAGCAGAGGAAAAACCACAUAAUCUCGUUCACCGCAAACCGCGAUGUCUCCGUUUCGUCCGAUGUCUUCUCUUUCCAUCGGCCUCCUCAUCCUCCUAUGCUGCUUCGGCUUCUGUUUCUCCGCCGACGUUGAGAGUCUGACGGCGUACGAGGUGCUGGAAUCGUACGGAUUCCCGCCUGGGCUGCUCCCUAAGGGUGCCCUCGGCUACGAUCUCGACGGCUCCACCGGCGCCUUCUCCGCCCACCUCAAUGGCAGCUGCAGCUUCUCCCUCGAUGGCUCCUACCAGCUCCGCUACAGCCCCACAAUCUCAGGUCACAUCGCCUCUGGCCGCCUCUCCGGACUCCGCGGCGUCAGCGUCAAGGUCCUCCUCUUCUGGGUCAACAUCAUCGAGGUCCGCCGCCUCAGUGAUUCCCUCCGCUUCUCCGUCGGCAUCGCCUCCGCCGAUUUCGCCAUACGCAACUUCUUCGUAUCCCCCGGCUGCGGCUGCGGCUUGAACUGCCCCGAUGACGACUACGAUGACGUUGCCGAUUUCCCGCUUCGACUUCGUCGGCUCCAUCCGGAUGCGGUAAAGAACUACUAGCGUAUGUCUAAUUUUAGGGUGUUGUUAGUUCCCUUCAAGGUACUUUUACUUUCGCUUAAGCCAUAUGUCUCUAUCGGAUCAGGAUCGGACUAUCUGUGAUUUUCUACUGAAAUCGAAGAUCUUUGGUAAAUAAAUUAAUCAAGUGGAUUGAAACAUCAUAAAUCAA
Molecule: messenger RNA, 751 nt
Organism: Musa acuminata subsp. malaccensis (wild Malaysian banana)
Lineage: Eukaryota; Viridiplantae; Streptophyta; Magnoliopsida; Zingiberales; Musaceae
Source: RefSeq, a predicted model, not a curated record